CAAAGGCCAAGAUACCAAGAAUGUUCACAGCCCGCUUCCUGAAGACACUUCAUCAUUGGCAAUGAAGUCCUCCUGCUCUCCUUCGACUUCCGACUUGAUGCAGCUGCAUGCUGGCUGACCGGGCGACGAUUCUCAAAACCCCUUGUACCCCCGGCACCGCGAAAGACUCCCUCGUCCCUCGAGACCGUGAUCAUCCGGGCAGAAGAGAACACACCACUCGACCCAUAAGUGUAACCGGAGGUCUAGACUCCCCCCCCCAGAUGAGGAAAGUGGCACUGCUUCCACGAUCCAUCCACAGCCACAGCGUGACUGCUCGUUCUUUGACAUUCAGCUGAUUCAAUCUUACCGUUGGCCCGCCUGUUCCUCAUUUGCCAUCAUUUUUUUUGCUGUCAACUUUUACCCCGCGUCUGCCUCGCGCUUUAAAAAUGGCUACUGCCGCGGCGCACGAACCCUCUGCUUCAGCCAACUCACCAGAGGAAGAGGAGGAGGUUAAAUUUGGCCAGGCGUGGAAGGGCGCGGCUAAAGCUCCUCAGAGACCGAGACUUGUUGAUCAACCCAACGGUGGAAGACGCAAGUCGUCAGUCCAAUUCCAUACGGCGGAUGCAGAAGACACCAUAAGAAGGGAAAGCGUCGUUCAAGGCUCACGAGUCUCCCUGUCGCCGCGCAAAAUGUCAUCGCCCCCUCCUCCUACCCAUUACCAACGCGGCGUCUCCUUCGACACCAUCGACAAUCGAGAUGCGUCCACCGAAGCCUUUACCUUACAGUAUAAGCACUGCGACUUCGCCGCCACCUCUCGAACCCGAACUUUCCUGUGCGGUACCGAUGCGAAGGACUACUCCGAGUAUGCAUUGGAGUGGAUGAUGGAUGAGCUCGUCGAUGACGGCGAUGAGAUUGUCUGCCUUCGAGUUAUCGAGAAAGAUUCCAAGACUGCACAUGACACUCCGUACGACCGGGACAAAUAUCGCACCGAGGCAAAACGACUGUUGGACAGUGUCAUGCUGAAAAACAGCUCGGAGGAAAAGGCAAUUAGCAUCGUCAUGGAAUUGGCGGUAGGCAAAGUGCAAGAAAUCUUCCAGCGCAUGAUUCAUCUGUACGAACCCGCAGCGCUGGUGGUGGGAACGAGAGGACGAAACCUAGGCGGGAUGCAGGGCUUGCUCCCAGGGUCAGUUUCAAAGUAUUGUUUGCAACAAUCACCUGUACCGGUAAUUGUCGUGCGGCCGAGCUCCAAACGAUUGAAAAAGAAGAAGAAACGACAACUGGAAAGCGGUCGCAGCCUCUACAGCAGCAUGCUCGAGCAAGCCCAACAUGCUGGAGGGAGCCAUGUGUUUGAAAGUGCCAGCCACAGUUCGAUAUCUAUGGAAGCCACGGCGAAAGAGGCCGAUGCUGUUACACAGGCAAUCGGCCCUCCAAGGCGAGGUAUAUUGAAAGGCACAUACGGUGGGCCGCUUGCUCGAGUAACGUCAGCCAAAAGUGAUGUGACGUCCGAUGAUGAUUCGCCUGAACGGAGCUUCGCCCUACCCAUUGGAUAUCUGAGCACCGAAAGUGCUCCGAGGGCGGACAUUGCCAUGAACAGUCCAAGCAUUGCCGCCUUGGUGGAAGACUGGGAUGACAACGAGACAACGCCGACCGAACGUGCAAGAUCACCCAAUCCCUCAAAGCGGUCUGAGCAUCGCGAGAGCGACGCAGCAAUAUCUGAUACAGAAGACAUACGCCUACUGGUGCCCAACAUCGUCGAAGAGCGACGACCAUCUGUCAGGGAAACGACGCCUUGGCUGGCGGACAUUCUGCGAGAAAAGCCACAACGCCGGUCAUACAGCCACGGUCGAUCACCCUCUAGAUAAAAGUUGGUCAUUUGACAUAUACAGAAUCUGCUGCCCAAAAUUUGACCAUCCUUAUGACCUUUCUAGGAUUCAACCUUCGACUGGCUGAUCAGAGAAACCCGCGUCGCCGAUUCCAUGGAACAGAGGAUACAUGCCAGCCACAGUUUCCCGAAACUCAGCGCCGGUUGUGCAACAAAAGAGCUUCCUUAACCUCUACUCUGUGGUGGAGAUGGCGAGGCCGACCACGAAGUCGAAUCUUAAGGAUCCUACGCACGAGAUACGAGAGUUUGUAGCGACACGAUGAUAUGGUGAUGCAUGCACUGUGGUUGACACGACAACCCUCAUGCCCGUUGAGGCCGGAUGUCGGUGGGCGUCGAACGAGAGGGGACCUGAUCAAGCCGACUGUUCUGGGAAGAGCUGACGUGGUUGCGGCGUCCCGGGACUAUUGAUUUGGAGCCCCUGAACAUGUCUGAGCACUCUGACGAUCGCUUUUGGCAGGGAGGGAACUACGAGUACACUGUAUGGAGAGGCCUUUUGACGCAUUGACCCAUCUGCCAACUAUAGAAACUCGGACUGGAUAGAAGUGUGUAUUGCCUAGAUGCAUUCAUGAAAUUGCUGCAGCAUUCCUGUAGUAGAUUCCCAACAACGGCACAAGGGUACCUGUGCUCCGGAACUCCAUUGUUUAGGCGGCAUCACAC
This is a messenger RNA of Cladophialophora immunda, 2518 nucleotides long. RefSeq lists its product as uncharacterized. NCBI's taxonomy places the organism in Eukaryota, Fungi, Ascomycota, Eurotiomycetes, Chaetothyriales, Herpotrichiellaceae. The transcript has 2 exons. The record is from RefSeq and is a predicted model, not a curated record. Bases 426 to 1841 code for a protein of 471 amino acids.